This is a messenger RNA of Lithohypha guttulata, 3669 nucleotides long. RefSeq lists its product as uncharacterized. The transcript is spliced from 2 exons. Gene Ontology annotation, cellular component: membrane. The record is from RefSeq and is a predicted model, not a curated record. Gene Ontology annotation, molecular function: ATP binding; copper ion binding; ATP hydrolysis activity. Gene Ontology annotation, biological process: copper ion homeostasis. The coding region runs from base 1 to 3669 and encodes 1222 amino acids. NCBI's taxonomy places the organism in Eukaryota, Fungi, Ascomycota, Eurotiomycetes, Chaetothyriales, Trichomeriaceae.
AUGACCAGAAUAACAAUACCUAGCACGGUGUUCUUUUCACCACGAGGCAUUGCAUCUCCCACGUCAUUAUCGUCGGAGGACACCCAUACCACGACUCUAUUUGUCACGAAUCUACACUGUGCCUCAUGUGUAUCUUAUGCCCAGGACACGAUCAGACCUCUACAUGGCAUCUUUAAUGUCGAUGUCAGCCUCCUUAGCCACACGAUAUGCAUUCAGCAUGAACCGGAUUUGACAAGCACAAUUGUUGACGUCCUCCUUGACGCUGCUUUUGAAGUCCGGCAUGUCACCACAAGUGAUGCAUCUGACCGUGUCAUUGGCGCCGUUGAUGUGCCUAGCAGGCUCGAUCAGCUCAAGCAUCAACAACACUUUUCUCUCUUCAUGAGCAAGGCACGGAGGAAACACGUCGCAAAUUGCAGAGCUUGUCAAGAAUCUGCCCCACGAGAAGGUAACCUGUCUCGUGUACGACCGGGCCGCCCCCACAAGCGAGAAUCACUGCGCGCUGGUGGUAACUCCCAGGACUUGGAAUCUGGCACCACUGAAAUCCAGUAUGUCGAGAAGGUUCAAAGUGCGAACUCCUCACCACCAAUCACGGCCGCUCAGAAACAUGUUGCCACCAUAUCAAUCGUCGGCAUGACCUGUGCGUCCUGUGUGAAUGCUGUUACCGAUGGGCUGAAGUCUCUUGAUUUUCUAGAGGAUGUCCAAGUCUCUUUGCUAUCAAACAACGCCAAGAUCACCUUUCAAGGCACAACAGUGGAGGCGCAGAGAGUUGUUGAUUCAAUUGAGGAUGUUGGUUUUGAAGCCUCAAUCGACCGGCUAGAAUCUCCUCCUGGGCCAGAGCAAACCAGUGGUCCGUACAAAGCGAUCAUCAGCAUUGAAGGCAUGACCUGCGGAGCUUGUGCAACCGUUGUGAGGAGUGGGCUGGAAGAGCUUGAAGGUCUGACUUCGAUUAAUGUGGAUCUUCUCGGUAAUGCUGUCACUACUACCUUGGCUGAGAAGUCUACAAUCGACAAAGUGCUAGAAACUAUCGAAGACCUUGGAUUUGAAGGCUCGUUAGUCGAGUUGAGAGAGAUCUUCUGUACGACAGAACAGCAAUUUCGUUCGGUCGGAUGGGAAAUCACAGGCAUGUACUGUUCACAGUGUCCUUCGAAUAUCGUCACGAAGCUCCAGCAAGCCUUUGACGGAAAGAUUGAGAUAAUAGUGUUGCCAGAUCUGAAACAUCCACGACUCGUCAUCCGAUACGAGCCUGCACCGCCCGAGUUGACUGUACGACGUAUCAAAUACGUUAUCGAGUCUGCUGAUCCAAUUAUCGUCGCUUCCGUUUGGCAGCCACCCAGCAUGGAGGAGAGAUCGCAAGAGGUACAUCGAAAAGAAAGCAAUCGAAUCCUUCGCCACUUGGUGUUCACCUUAGUAGCAGCAAUACCGAGUUUCAUCAUUGGCGUCGUGUUCAUGAGCUUCGUUUCGGAAGACAAUCCAAUCAGGACGUGUUUCGAGCAACCUUUAUGGCUGGGAAAUGCUACGAGGAUGGAUUGGACAAUGUUUCUCAUAACCACGCCAGUCAUGUUCUAUGGUGCCAGCAUCUUCCACACUCGAGCACUCAAAGAGAUCUGGGCUUUGUGGCGACCUAAGAGCACAUCUGUGGCGUACUUCUCUUCCUUAGCUAUCUUAUUUAUGGAGGCAAGUCGUUCGAAGAAUACAGGGAACAGCCACGAAGGCACGGAGACUCGACAUUCGAUGACAUACUUCGACACGGUUACCUUUUUGACGCUGUUUGUCCUUUGCGGCAAGUUCUUGCAGGCAUACAGCAAGUCUAAGACAGGUGACGCGGUGGCCAUGCUUGGUAAGCUCAGACCUACAACGGCUCUACUGGUUGACAGACAAGACUUUGGAAAAGAUGACAAGUCAGGUGUACGGAGUAUACCGAUCGACUUGCUUGAGGUCGGCGAUGUCGUCAAUAUUCCACAUGGCAGCUCACCCCCUACUGAUGGUGUGAUCGACCAAGAUGGUACUUUCCUAUUCGACGAGAGCUCGCUCACUGGCGAAUCGAAGCCAGCUAAGAAAAUCAGGGGCGACAGAAUCUUGACUGGCUCUGUGAAUGUCUCGGACCCUGUCAGGAUUGUGGUCAAGGAGCUGGGUGGCAAAUCUAUGCUCGACCAAAUCAUCAACGUUGUUCGUCUUGGGCAGGGCAAACGAGCACCAAUUGAGCGCUUUGCGGACGUUAUGACAAGUUACUUCACCCCUGCUAUCACUCUUGUUGCCGUCUUGACAUGGUUGGCAUGGCUUGGACUAGGCCAAUCAGGAGUCUUGCCUCACCACUGGUUGGAUGUUGACCAAGGCGGGUGGCCUUUCUGGUCUGUCGAAUUUGCGAUCGCCGUAUUCGUGGUUGCUUGUCCUUGCGGUCUCGGUCUUGCUGCACCUACAGCACUCUUUGUUGGUGGAGGUCUUGCAGCCAAAGCUGGUAUUCUUGUUCAAGGUGGUGGAGAAGCAUUUCAAGAAGCAUCUCAGCUCAAUGCGAUCGUGUUCGACAAGACCGGAACCUUGACAGAAGGCAAGAUGAGAGUGACGGAGAUGCAAUCAGUUCACAGAUCGGAUGAGAAGCAUGCUACUGACCUCGCCCUGCAGCUGGCUAGUAUAAUGGAAGAAUCCAGCACACACCCUAUUGCCAAAGCAAUCAGUCUGUUUUGCCAAGAAAACCGACCAAUUCACGACGACUUCAGCAUAUCAGUAGUUGAGGUCAAGGAAUUACCUGGUCAAGGCAUGAGAGGCACAUUCAAUGUCCGGACGCCAGAAUCUGACACGAUAAGAUACGAGGCUGCGAUUGGCAACGAACGUCAAUUGGCCGGACUCUCAACCGUUACAACCAGCUCAGGAAAUCAUGCUGGGAGGCAAUCCGAAUCACUGGCAUCGAACGAGUUCCUCGCAUCGACUCUGUUCCGGUUACAGGCUUCAGGCUGCACAACAGCCAUUCUUUCGAUCCGACGAUUACCGCCAGCCUCUAUCAGUCCCGAAAAGCAGCUUCCAUUGUCACCCUUCACACCACACAUGAUCUUUGCAAUCACAGACCCUAUUCGCAGCGAAGCACCAUCUGUGCUCGCCGCUCUGCGUUCUCAAAACAUCGAGGUCUACAUGUGCACAGGGGACAACCGUGCCACAGCCCACGCAAUCGCAUCACAGCUCGACAUUCCCGUCUCAAACAUCCGCGCCGGUGCCCUACCACAAGACAAAGCAGCCUACGUCCAAGAACUACAGCAAAACACCUCCAACAAACGCAGAAUAGUAGCCUUCUGCGGCGACGGCACGAACGACACCCCAGCCCUCCAAGCAGCAGACGUCAGCAUCGCUCUAUCCUCCGGCUCAGACAUCGCACUGACGUCCGCAUCGUUCAUCCUACUCAACUCCAACCUUGAAUCGAUCUCACACCUCCUCUCCGUAUCAAAACGAGUCUUUCAACGUGUCAAGAUCAACUUCGCAUGGGCCGCCAUCUACAACGUUGCGCUGAUCCCGGUCGCGGCGGGGGUGUUCUUUCCUAUCAGUCAGUGGAGGUUGAGUCCGGUGUGGGCUGCGGCGGCCAUGGCGGGGAGUAGUGUUAGUGUGGUGUUGAGCAGUCUUGCUUUGAGAUUGCCGGAAGUCAGGUUUCGUGGAUGGAAGAGGGAGUCACGCAUGGUCAGAUAG